Molecule: messenger RNA, 1008 nt
Organism: Tetrahymena thermophila SB210
Lineage: Eukaryota; Ciliophora; Oligohymenophorea; Hymenostomatida; Tetrahymenidae
Product: transmembrane protein, putative
Exons: 7
Source: RefSeq, a predicted model, not a curated record
AUGGAAUCAUUUAAACAAUUAAAUAUAUCUCUUUUGCAAUAAACAAAAACUGGAAAUAAUGAUCCUAGUUGCUUAGAUAUGAAAAAUGGAAAGGAUUAUUUAGUUUUAGAUUUUGAUAUUUCAACAGAUGAUGAAUUAAUAUCUGGUUACGUUUUGAUAGUUAUUUUAUUUUUCUUGCUUAUUUUUCAGGGGAUAAUAGUGAGAAAAACAGCAUAGUGCAUGAGAAACAAAUAAAGCAGUUUAAAAUACUUAUUAAUAGUCUAGAUUACAAGCAUUUUAACUAUUUUGUGCUAAUUUAUAUCUUUGCUCCUGUUAACAAGCUAUUUUUUCUACAUUAAGAGUAACUCGUCAGACUUUAAUCAAUAAAAUUUCAGAUAAAGUAGUUUAUUCGGAGUUUUAACUGCUUAUGAUGUUAUUUAAACUCUUAGUGUUCUUCUAUAUUUACUGACUUUCUUCUUGGCUCUUUAUAAAUGGUUAGAAAUAUUAAAAAUCACAUCAGGAACAAAGUCGAAUAUAAAAAUUUUAAGAUUUAUUAUGUAUGUCAUCUUCAUUCCUGCAUUUAUCCUAAUGACUGUUAACAUAAUCUUAAUUUCUGUUAAUCAGCAGCUCUAGUUAGACCAUUAUUUCAUAUCUGGCUGUGUUUUAUUAUCUGGUGGCUAUACAGUUUAUGUAACUUAUCACUUAUCUAAAAACAUCGAAUACAUCUAUGAGAUCGACUAUUCAUUUAAGAAAAGAGUUAAAUAACAAUUAUAUGUCCUUAUUUUCACUUGUUUGCUUAGAGGUAUUUUUAAUCUAACUCUCAUGGUUGUUGACAUAAAAUGCUAUAAAUUUGAUGGACCUGAUGACAGACUGCAGAAUCCAAAUAUUGGAUGGUCUAUUGUCCUUCCUUUCUUGGUAUUAGCAAAUAAUAGUGCAGCUAUUGUCUUUUCAAUUCUAUUUUCUCCUGGAAAAAAAUUCAGAUAAAAUUUAUCGCAUGAUAAUUAUCACUCACUAAGUGAUGAUAAUUGA